Molecule: messenger RNA, 3648 nt
Organism: Miniopterus natalensis
Lineage: Eukaryota; Metazoa; Chordata; Mammalia; Chiroptera; Miniopteridae
Gene: CDC25A
Product: cell division cycle 25A
Biological process (GO): positive regulation of G2/MI transition of meiotic cell cycle; protein dephosphorylation; positive regulation of G2/M transition of mitotic cell cycle
Cellular component (GO): nucleus; cytoplasm
Molecular function (GO): protein tyrosine phosphatase activity
Source: RefSeq, a predicted model, not a curated record
ACCGCGAAAGGCCUUCUUCGCAGCGACAGCCCGGGAGGCAGGUGAAAGUCCGCUGGGUUCUCGGAGCUCCCGGGCUGGGCAAGGCGGUGAGAGGAAAGCGAGGAGCGUGUGAGGCCGGGCUGCUGCCUCUCGGCUCUGGCCGCUCUCCCUCCUCGACCCGCCGCGUUUGUUUGGAUUUAAUCUUCAGGUUGCCGGCGCCCGCCCGCCCGCUGGCCUCGCGGGGUGAGGGGAAGCACCGUGCGUCCGCGCCGCUUCCUCCGCGGCAGCCGCGUCCCGGAACCGCGGGGCGUGUUUGCGUUUGACCUGUGGGCAGCGGCGGAGGAAGAGGCAGCGGAGCCCUGGGAGGCCGGGCGCGGCCAUGGAACUGGGCCCCGAGCCCCCGCACCGCCGCCGCCUGCUCUUCGCCUGCAGCCCCCCUCCCGCGCCGCCGCCCGUCGUGAAGGCGCUUUUCGGCGCGCCAGCCGCCGGGGGCCUGUCGCCUGUCACCAAUCUGACGGUCACCAUGGAUCAGCUGCAGGGACUGGGGAGUGUAUAUGAACAGCCGCCGGAGGUGAAGAGCAGCAGUCUGCAGAGAAUGGGCUCCUCAGAGUCGACCGAUUCAGGCUUCUGUCUGGAUUCUCCUGGGCCCUUGGAUAGCAAAGAAAACCUUGAGAAUCCCAUGAGGAGAAUAAACCCCCUACCUCUGAAGCUCUUGGGGUGUAGUCCAGCUCUGAAGAGGAGCCAUUCCGAUUCUCUUGACCAUGAUGUCUUUCAGCUGAUGGACCAGGAUGAGAAUAAGGAGAAUGAAGCCUUUGAGUUUAAGAAGCCAAUAAGACCUGCAUCUCGUGGCUGCCUGCGACUUGAGGAGGGUAAAGAUCUCUUCACACAGAGGCAGAGCUCUGCCCCAGCCCGGAUGCUUUCCUCAAAUGAAAGAGAUAGCAGCGAACCAGGGAAUUUCAUUCCUCUUUUUAUGCCCCAGUCACCUGUGACUGCCUCUUUGUCUGAUGAAGAUGAUGGCUUCAUGGACCUUCUUGAUGGAGAGAAUCUGAAGAAUGAUGAAGAGACUCCGUCCUGCAUGGCGAGCCUCUGGACGGCUCCCCUUGUCAUGAGAAGAACUACAAACGUUGGCAAUCGAGGCAAGCUGUUUGACUCCACUUCCCCAUGUAGCCCGGCCAUGCGGUCAGUGUUAAAAAGACCAGAACGAUGUCAAGAGGACUCUCCACCUGGAAACACGAAGCGCAGGAAGAGCAUGGUCUGGGCCAGUCCUAAAGAGGCAGCUAGUCCAGAGAAGCCCCAGGAGAGUCUACACCAGCCUUUAUCCCUGGUAUCUUCCCCAAAAGGGACCAUUGAGAAUAUUCUGGAUAAUGACCCAAGGGACCUUAUAGGAGACUUCUCCAAGGGUUAUCUCUUUCACACUGUUUCCGGGAAGCAUCAGGAUUUAAAAUACAUCUCUCCAGAAAUUAUGGCAUCUGUUUUGAAUGGCAAGUUUGCUAACCUCAUUAAAGAGUUCGUUAUCAUCGACUGCCGAUACCCGUACGAGUACGAGGGAGGCCACAUCAAGGGCGCAGUGAACUUGCACAUGGAAGAAGAGGUUGAAGACUUCUUACUCAAGAAGCCCAUCGUUCCUACCGACGGCAAGCGCGUCAUCGUGGUAUUCCACUGCGAGUUUUCUUCUGAGCGAGGCCCUCGCAUGUGCCGCUACGUGAGAGAGAGGGACCGGCUCGGUAACGAGUACCCCAAACUCCACUACCCGGAGCUGUAUGUCCUGAAGGGCGGAUACAAGGAAUUUUUUCUGAAGUGCCAGUCUCACUGUGAGCCCCCCAGCUACCGGCCCAUGCACCAUGAGGACUUUAAAGAAGACCUGAAGAAGUUUCGCACCAAGAGCCGGACCUGGGCAGGGGAAAAGAGCAAGAGGGAGAUGUAUAGCCGCCUGAAGAAGCUCUGAGGCCGGCAGGGCGGACAGCAGCAGCCUGAGCCUCUUCCACCCCCUCCCCUCUUUGCUGCAGAGAAACUUGAGCAAAGGAGCCAGCUGUGUGACAUUUGGAGAGGCCCUGGGGCUUCCUGCCUUAAAACUUACCUGCCACACUCCUAAGACUGGAGCCCAGAGCAUCCUGCUGGCUACGCCUUUUCCAUCCCUGCGUCAGGACUUUCUCCCAAGGCUGUCACGUGCCCAGUUUCAAGCACCAGGUCAAGACAAGUUCUGUCUCUUCAUCCCCACAGCUGAAGGAACCACCUGGGGCAUUACUGGGCACUGUCCCCUCACGAGGGGAGGGGUAGGAGAGUGGAGAGAAGUAAGGCACGGAAAUGCUGCUGGCAAAUACCAAAGACAGCCUGGGAAGGAAAUGGUCUUUGUGGGAUAACCCAUAUCUUUAAUUUAUUCAACCUCAUCAAUCACUUUAUUAUUUUUAUUUUUUAACUCCUGGAGACUUUUAUUUAACUGCUUCUAUAAGUCACAAUACUGCCAUUUUAUCAUCCCAAGGACUACCUCUGCUUUUAAUUAAGAAGAAAAAAAAGGCGGGAAGAAGAGGUAAACAUGCUUGUGGGAGCUCUGUCACCCCCAGGAGGCGCUGCAGUACUGGGGCUGCUGCUAUUAAAGCCAAAGACUGAGAUGCUGGUGGGAGCAGGCACUGGACUCAGCCUUGGCUACAGGGCAUAAGCUAAACCUCCCGGACCUACCGAAGGCCACUGAGAUUUAUUUGGGGGAGUGACCCUGCUCUUGCCCCGGUUCCCUGUGAUGUUGGCUGGUAUAGGAGUCAAUCAGGAAAGCACUUCAGGCAGCUUCCAUUGGGCCACCCCAGGUCAGUGUUGGAACGUGGUGUAGUGUAGGUAUCCCCAAAGUAAGAGGGACAGGGAUGGGUGGGCUCUGGGAUGGGGCGGGGAGUAUACACUGAGUGUGCUCCUUCUGAUACUCUGAUAGCUUUUAAUUUUCUAAAAAUAGUCAUGAGUCAAGGAGUAUCAAAUCAGUGUUAGCUGGCCCACCCGGGGGUGGGGAGGGCUGAAAGCCCUGAGCAUUAAGAGAAGGGAGUGGAUGCUGGCGUAGCGAUGACUAUAGAAUGUUUCUCAGGCAGCGUGGUGGGUUUUGAAGGUAAAACUCUCUGAGUUUAUCAUGUUUUAAUUUGAGGAGCAGGGAGUGAUGGAUCAUCACCAGUCGCUUCCUCAUCUAACCCCAUGAAAUAGGGGUCUCAAAGGAACACCUCCCAUCCAGGGAGCUGGGGCUGACUUGACUGAUUCUGGACAGGCCUGUUUGACUCCUGCUCAUCCCCACGCUCAGACGCCAGCCCCUCACCAUCUCUGCUCCCUUGGGGUGUAGCCAGGUUUGUCUUAUAUACAAGAGUCGGUCCCCCUCUUGCCUCGGCUUCCUUUUUUGAGGAUGGGGAGGAAACCAGUAAUACUGGAGAUGACUGGUUGCCGUGUUAAUGGGUUUGAGUUGCAUUUGGCUAUAAAAGAAUCUUGUUAGAAAAAAAUAUGUGGGGAAGAGGAGGGGAGAGGGAGAAGACCUCCUUCCCCACACGUUGAGACAUCUCAAUUGGUCUCCAAUCUUGUUUGUAGGGAUUCUGUUGGUUGAAUGCCUGAAAAGGGAGGUGGAAUGGCCUUCAGAUUGUACCAACUUGGCUAGCACUGCUAACCAACUGUUGCAGGCUCUGAAAAUAAAACCAAUCUUGAACCCAU